UCCAGACAAUUCCACACCAUCCAUGGACAGCUUUUCUUUCCUUACAGCGUGCUGGAAAUGGGCAGAGCCAUCAGACAGGGAUUUCUUGUUCACAUGGUAGCUAGGGGCUUGCAGGUGCUACUUGAGGAAUACUUUGGCCUAGCUUUAUGUGUUCUGGGAAAGAGGAGUAUCAGCACCAGGCUGCCUUUGUCAUUCCAGCAGGAGCUGUUGGUUACCCUCUUCCUCCUGGCUGAUUUGGAGCAUUGGAGGCUGGUGAUCCCUGGGACAGUCAGAGAGGCAAAAUGUUGUGUCUUGCAUGGUGCAGGUAUUAAACUGACCACAGAAACAAAAGACAGCCAAGAUGAUGGAUCACAUUGAAAGGAUUUUUGAAUAGAUGGGUCUGAGUACACCCUUUGUAAAAAACAGGUGAUGAACGUCCCUGAAGGUCUAGGUCUGAGAGCACCAACGCGUGUCAAGCCCUAAACUUUAAUUUGUUUUCCUGACACAUGGACAUCACCCAGAGCUUUCCCGUCGGCUGCUGUCUGUUUCAGGGGUUAAAUCUCUCCUCAACGUUUUUCCCCACUGCGGCGUAGACGCCUUUUUAAAGGAAUAUAACCUGUUUUGUAACAAGCCCAAAAUGUGGAGGGCGGUGGUUAACGCCCUGUCGAGGGCCAAAGUCCCCGGAGGCCAAGCAUUCCGCCUGCCGCCGGCGCAGGAGGGCCGGAGCCUGCUCCCUGGGAGCACCCACUGCUGCCAGGGUGCCGUGCCGGGGCUCCACACCGCCCGGCAGCUCAGCAUGAGCCCGGGGAUACAGAAGGUGGAAGCUUUGGGCGCGGGCCAUUUCGUCCGUGUGGAGUGGGAGGAUGGAAGCGAGAGCCGCUACCCCUGCGUCUGGCUGAGGGACAACUGCCAGUGUCCCCUCUGCUUCCUGCCCUCCGCCGGAGCGCGCAGGCUGCUCUUCGAGGACCUGGAUGUGAACAUCGUGGUGAAGGAGGUUGCUCUGGCAGAUAGAAAAAAGGUCUCCAUCACGUGGCCUGAUGAACACGCAAGCGAAUAUGAAGCUGAGUGGUUGAAAAAACGAUGCUUCUCUGAAGAAGCCAGAGCAGAAAUGCAAGCAGAUUUAUUCUUACCAGAACGCCAGUACUGGGGCUCAGACCUUCAACUUCCCAAAAUGCCUUUUGAAGAAAUCAUGUACAAUGAUGAAAGUGCAUACAAGUGGCUGUGCACCCUAAAGAAAGUAGGAAUCGUUCUACUGACGGGAGCUGCUCCAAGGCAGGGAGAAUUGAUUAAACUUGGCCACAGGAUUGGGUUCCUGCGCCUCACUUUUUAUGGGCCAACUUGGCAAGUGCAAGACAAAGCAGAUGCUAACAAUGUAGCUUAUACAACUGGGAAACUGUGUUUUCACACUGAUUACCCUGUUCUGCAUCAUCCACCUGGGGUCCAGUUUCUCCAUUGUAUAAAGCAAACAGCUACAGGAGGUGAAAGUGAGGUUGUAGAUGGAUUCCACGUAUCCAACAAGCUGAAGAAACAAAAUCCUGAGGCAUAUCAGAUCCUGUCCUCUACUGCUGUAGACUACACUGAUGUUGGGGUGGACUUCUGCGAUUUUGCUGUGCACUGUAAACAAAGGAUUAUAGACAUAGAUUCCAGAGGCCAAGCAGUUCGCAUCAAUUAUAAUAAUGCAACAAGAGACGCCGUGUUUGACAUACCAGCUGAAAAAGUGAGGCCAUUUUAUGCAGCUCUAAAGGAAUUUAAUGAUUUAUUAAACAGUGCAGAACACAAGUUUACUUACAAGAUGAAACCAGGAGACAUAGUGACGUUUGAUAACUGGCGCGUGCUUCACGGCCGCCAGAGCUACCCCUCGGGUUCAGGAGUGACACGUCACCUGGAAGGUGCCUAUGCAGACUGGGAUGUGGUCCUGUCACGGCUCCGGCUCCUCAGGAAGAGGGUCCUGAAUAGGGAUUGAGUUUUCUUUGGACUGGAAGGAGCGAAACGUAGAUUGUCUAACCUCGAUGACAACGACGACGGAAUCAAAAAAUUGAGUCUUCUUUUCAGAAACUAACAUCGCUUUUGACAAGGGCUUGUCACUGAACAAGGGGAAGGGCUUUAAACUGACAGAGGGGAUGUUUUGAUUAGAUAUUAGGAAGAAAUUCUUUACUGUGAGAGUGGUGAGGCCCUGGAACAGGUUGCCCAGAGAAACUGUGGAUGCCCCAUCCCUGGAAGUGUUGAAGGCCAAGUUGGGUGCAGCUUGGAGCAACCUGGUCUAGUGGAAGGUGUCCUUGCCCAUGGCAGGGGAGUUGGAACAAGAUGAUCUUUAAGGUCCCUUCCAAUCCAAACCAUUCUAUGAUUCUAUCAUAAAUAUAUUUUUGAGUUCUAUAAGCUAAGAAAUGUGUUCAUAACAAUUUAAGAUUUGCCUGUGCCCUGGUCUUUGAAUGUAUAAAUGUAUUGCUACCUCUGUCAGUUUAUUUGCUUUUUUAAAAUCAGUGUGCAAAGUGGCUUGAAAGGUUGUCACUUUACUGGGCUGACUGGGUAUCACAAUGCCUUCCUUUGCCUCUACAUAUGUACCUGCCCUCCCUAGAAAGCUUGGAAGGCAGCAUGAGAAAAGAACUUGAAGUAUUAUUUACUGAAGUUUUGUUAUAAGCAGCACCUUCCUCUAUUUUUAGAGAGGCAUUCUUUAUUGCAUAAAUCAUAACUAAAAUUCACUAUCAAAAUAACCAACUGGUGCUGUAGUUUUUAAAUACGCACCUUUCAGGGUAGGACUUCACUCUAAUACAUGAUCUCACUGAACAGAUGUCAUAGUCUCUGUAUCCUGCUGUACAUGUCAUGACUAUCACAGCCACAAAUAUUUUUUCUUACAUUUCCAAGUCCAUAAGCUCAGAAACCAUAGACUUACGAGAGAUUGCAUCAUAUUAAUGUUUCUCUGCAUUAGGAUGAUAAAUAAAUCUCAGUGUAGAGGUCACAGAUAGGGUCAGAAAUCCCAUCAGAUGCUGUGCACAGACCUAAGAUCUGCACAGCAGACUUCUGAGUAAUGUCAGGAGGAGGAACACAGAAGCUGCCUGGUGGCUAGAAACCACAAAGCACAAGAGGUUAUGGACUUUGCAUGUGACAGAGAGAGGCAAGUGAAGCCAAAUCCAUUUUUGUUACUCCAGAUAAAAGAGGACACCUCCAAAAGGUGUACAGGAUGUUUUCCUCUGCUCUGGAUUCUGAUUAGAGAUUAUGUUAUGUAAAACUUACUGCAGCCAAAGUAGUGUGGUUUUUCCCUAUGUUCAGAUGCCAAAUGGAAAGAGAAAGAAUUUCCAAAUACUUGUUUUUAUACUUAACAAUCCUGAGUUUAUUUUUCAAUGUCCUUACAGCUGCAGAGGUAACAGGACGCCUCUCGCCAUGCUGCGAGUUGGACAAAACAACCCCACCUCCACCCUCUGAUCUCUCUGUUCAACUCUGUAUUUUCAAAGUGUUCCCUCCAAGUCAAAUAAAUCCUAGUCUCUUCCUAGAGGAGUAACACAAUAGAACCAUAACUACAGAAUUAAAUAACUGUAGAAUUAAAAUAAGGCCAUAUUAGAUGGAGCUCUGAGGUACGUGGUCUAGUGGAAGAUGUCCUGAUAGCAGGAGAGUUGAAACCAGAUGAUCUUUAAGGUCCCUUCCAACCCAAACCAUUCUAUGAUUCUGUGACCUAACAUCAGCUUGCAAACACUUUCAUAGCUUCUACUCAUCUUUUAGAGUCAACAGAUACCAGCUGAAUAAUCAGAUAAAACUCAAUUAGGCAUUGCUCACAGUGUGGUUUGAAUUCCUCUUUAUUAAAUAAUGAAGUGUUUUUAUCAAAGUUACAACAUUACGUGAUAGUGAAACGAAACUUUUUUUAGGGGUAAUUCAAUUUCUUAGUGCCUCUUUUAAUAAUUAAUUUUGGAAACAUGAGGAAAGUAUUUUUUUAUCUUUGCUAUGAAAGAGGGAAAAGCUGAGGAAAGGUUAGUACCUAUAUUUCAGCAGUGCUGUGCUUUAACUGUGAUAUUUUCUAUAUAAAAAUGGAUUGAAGAUUGCAAUUUAUACCUGUAAAACAAGACAUCUUGUGAUUUAUACCAAUUGUUAAUAGGAAAGAGAUUUUCUGCCUUUGUUCUGUACUUUUCCAAACACUUUUAUUCAAAUUUCUGUUUAUUAAAAGCUGUUAUGGAACUGA
Messenger RNA from Chiroxiphia lanceolata (lance-tailed manakin), 4147 nucleotides. It is a transcript of the gene BBOX1, whose product is annotated as gamma-butyrobetaine hydroxylase 1. Gene Ontology annotation, molecular function: iron ion binding; gamma-butyrobetaine dioxygenase activity. The coding region runs from base 617 to 1942 and encodes 441 amino acids. Lineage: Eukaryota; Metazoa; Chordata; Aves; Passeriformes; Pipridae. The transcript has 9 exons. Gene Ontology annotation, biological process: carnitine biosynthetic process. The record is from RefSeq and is a predicted model, not a curated record. Gene Ontology annotation, cellular component: mitochondrion.